GUGGAAUAUAAUCAUGAUGAUAUGUAGGAGUACUCUGUGCAGGUGAUCUGAAAGUGGACCCUGGAACUUUGGAUAAAGAGUAUGAUUUGAAAUCCUGAACAUGGAUUUUUCACGUCUCCACACGUACACUCCUCCUCAGUGUGUGCCAGAGAACACUGGCUACACGUAUGCACUCAGUUCAAGCUAUUCUUCUGAUGCCCUGGAUUUUGAGACUGAACAUAAAUUAGAUCCUGUGUUUGAUUCUCCAAGAAUGUCACGCCGAAGCUUACGUUUGGUCACUACAGCAUACACCAGUGAUGAUGGUCAGGUGGAAAACACUCACUCGUACACUAGAAAUACAGCUUACAAAGACAAAAUAUCAAAGACAUCAAAACAGCAUAGAAACACAAACAAACAGUCUUUGGCUAUAACUCGUACUCCAAGAAAAGCUACUUCCAGCUCCUCCCUUCUCAGCCAGAGUACCCUUAAUAGCCAUGCUAGUGAAACAUCUUUAAGAUCCUCUGUCCUGGAUGAGUCUUUAAUUCGUGAACAGACCAAGGUUGACCAUUUCUGGGGUCUUGACGAUGAUGGUGAUCUUAAAGGUGGGACUAAAACUGUCAUUCAGGGAAAUGGUGACCUAGCAACAGGAGGAACAGAUACAACCUUGGUCAAUGGUUAUACAUGCACUGAUUGCAGUAUGCUUUCUGAGAGAAAAGAUGUCCUCACAGCCUACUCUACUUCCCAUGUGCCAUCUUCAAGAAUUUAUUCUAGGGAAAGGAGUCAAAAACGAGGUGCAUCUCUCUACAUGAAUAGGAUUUUACGUCUGGCCAAACACACAGCGGCAUCUUUUUCAUCACUCUUAGUUCAACUUUUUCAAGUUGUUUUAAUGAAGUUGGGUUACGAAUCAGAGAAUCACAAAUUGAAAAAUUAUGAAUUUAAAGAUUGUGAAUCAAAAAGUUAUAAGACAAAAAGCCAUGAAUCAAAAGCUCAUUCGAAUUACUGUGGGAGUAUGAAUGUAAAAGAGUUUCUCAGAGAGGAUGGUCACCUCAGUGUAAAUGGGGAAUCACUGUGUGAUGACUGUAAGGGGAAGAAACAUCUUGAAACAUAUACAACAACCCACUUGCAAUCUUCAAGGUCAAAAAGGGUAGCAAGGACCAUUUGGCACAACUUUUCUUACACAGGUUACUUUUUGAUGCAAACACUGCAAAGGAUUGGAGCAACAGGAUGGUUUGUGUCCAAGAAGGUGUUGUCGUUUCUUUGGUUGGCCAUUGUUUCUCCAGGGAAGGCAGCCUCUGGAGUAUUCUGGUGGCUAGGAACUGGAUGGUAUCAAUUUGUUACUUUGAUUUCUUGGUUAAACGUAUUUCUACUUACAAGGUGCCUUCCAAAAAUUUGCAAGUUGUUACUGUUACUUAUCCCACUUUUACUUUUGCUAGGGAUAGGUCUUUAUUUAUGGAACAUGGAAAGUUUUCUUUCACUCUUGCCUAUAUUUAAUUGGACAACCAUACACAGAACACAGAAAAUAGAUGAGUCCAGAUACUUCUUUAAGCCUGAUUCUUCUCAUGUUAAUCAGCCUGUAGAGGGUGAUGUUAAAUUUUUUGACUGGCAUCGAAUAGGUGAAAUAGAAAAACAGAUGGCCCUUUUGUCUGACAGAUGCCACAACUCUGAUGAAGAUUAUGGAAAAGUGACCCUGCUACUUCAGAAACUACAAGCCAAAGUAGAGCAGAUGGAUGAUGAUAGUGGAACAUUGUCUUUGAUUAAAAAUACUGAUUUUCUGGCUUUCCAUCAAGAACAUGAAUUGAGAAUAUUGAAGCUGGAAGAUCUUCUUGGAAAACUGUCUGAAAAGUCCAAGAUUAUCCAGGAGGAAUUAGAUCAGACGAAGUCAAGAACCUUUAGUGGAAUUGAUGAACAACAACAUCUUCUAUCCAAGGUUAAGCAUCUAGAAAUGGAACUGGGUCAUUUAAAAUCAGAAUUAUUAACUUGGCAAGGCUUGAAGACUAGCUGUGCGAAAGUAGAGACAAUGCAUGAAAAAGUAGAUACCCAGAUCAGAGAAACUAUCAAACUUAUGUUUUCCGAUGAUCAGCAAAAUGGUUCUCUCGAAUGGCUGUUACAGUGGCUUUCUUCCAAAUUUGUAAGCAAAGGUGACUUGCAAAUUUUAUUACGGGAUUUAGAGCUACAGAUUCUAAAGAAUAUUACACACCAUAUGUCCGUGACAAAAGAGAUUCCAACUUCUGAGGCAGUGGUAAAUGCUGUCAACAGUAUGGGGAUUUCUGGCAUAACAGAAGCGCAAGCACAUGUUAUCGUUAAUAAUGCUCUGAAGCUGUAUUCCCAGGACAAAACGGGGAUGGUAGACUUUGCUUUAGAAUCUGGAGGUGGUAGCAUUCUGAGUACUCGCUGUUCUGAAACAUAUGAAACCAAAACUGCUUUAAUUAGUUUGUUCGGGAUUCCUUUGUGGUAUUUCUCACAGUCUCCUCGGGUUGUAAUUCAGCCUGACAUUUAUCCAGGGAACUGCUGGGCAUUUAAAGGUUCUCAAGGAUACCUUGUUGUGAGAUUAUCAAUGAUGAUCCGUCCAACAGCUUUUACAAUAGAACAUAUACCAAAGACACUUUCACCAACAGGCAACAUCACUAGUGCUCCUAAAGAUUUUUCAGUCUACGGUUUAGACAAUGAAUAUCAAGAAGAAGGCAUGUUUCUAGGACAGUUUGUUUACGAUCAAGAAGGAGAAUCACUUCAGAUGUUUCAUGCAAUGAAGAGCCCUGGAAAAGCUUUCCAGAUUGUGGAACUUCGGAUUUUAUCUAAUUGGGGCCAUCCUGAAUACACAUGUCUCUAUCGCUUCAGAGUACAUGGAGAACCCAUCAAGUAAAAAUACCUUCUACGUUAUUUUUCUUGUACAUUUUUGUAUAUACCAAACCUGAAACACUGGAAUCCCUUGUGGAUGAGGGCAUGUUCUACCACAGGAUAAAAUUAUCCUUUGUAAUAAACUUCACAAGACUGCCAGCAAGACAACAUAUGAAAAUUCAACUGAUAAAAUAUUCUGAUGCUCAGCUUACCAUUGACAACUUUAUAUUAUACAAAUGGUCAUGCUGAGAAACUGCAUGCUGAAUACUCUGGUUCACAAAGAUCAGUUUAGCAAAACAGGUGAUGUCUCUUGUACCCAAUUUGAAUUGUAUUGUUAACUAAACCAUUUCCUUUUGUUUUUGAACUUCAGAAUCUAUUUUAACACAAAGUUCAUCUAUACACUUUUAUUUACCUGGCACCAGGAACAAGGCAAACAGACAUUAAAAUAUUUUAAAUGUUCCUUAAGAAUUUAGUCUCAGUUCUUUGCUUUUUUUUCACUAGAUUUUGAGGACUUUUUGAUAUAUGUAUUUCAUCUAUUAAAUCUUAUUUACUGUCAGGGAAAAAUAAUGCAACCAAAAUGUCUAAUUUUUUAUCAGCAACUCCUGUUCUUUAGGAUUAGUGAAGACUUGCCUUAACCCAGACAUAGAUGUUAAUUUACUUUGCCGUAUUUAGGGUUGGGUGGGAAGGGGGAAUGGGACAGAGACUGAGGAAGAAUACCUUUCAAAUUUAUUUUCUGGUUUGCUCUUAUUGACCCAGCUUUUCAAAGUGGUUAGUCUGUCUCCUAAUAUUGAUUGAGCAAAAUAAGGAAUUUUAUUUCAUUAGUGUAUUGAAAGGUCUUAGUUUUAAGAAUGAACUGGAUCUAAAAAGAACUCAAAUCUCAGGUCUGAAUGAUGUUUAUUACAAUUAAAUUAAUUGGGUUAUUCUGGGUUAUACACUAAGAAGAUAAGUUUAAGAUCUGAGAAAAGUAGAAUAUUUUGGUUUAGAAUUCUGCUAAAGAACCAAUGCUGAUAUGUUAACAGUUGUAUUUUUAUUCCACUGGUCACAUGUUAUUGAAAGUAUAUUAACUAAAAUAGCAGGCAGGUUCAGCUGCCAUUAUUAUAUUUUAAGGCCAUUGUUUUUCCCUACAAGAGCAUUUUUACUGGAUAUAAUUGGGGUUUGCAUUAUAUUAUACAACUGCAUGCAGCAUUCCUGCUUGACUGAUCCUUAGAGGCUUAUUUGGUUGUGAUUAACACUUAGUAUUUUAAACAUUUUAUUGGAAAGUCUUUAUAAAUGAAUUUUCUGCAAUUCACAUGAUCUAUACCAAUAUUUUACCUUGUCUGGUUUUUUGGGGGGGUCAGAACAGUUUGGGGUGUUAUCAUACAUGUUGUAUUUUCAGAAAAGGCUUAAAAUGAUGGUGCUGACUGUUUCCUGAAUAGAGUUUUAUGUAUAUUGCACAACAGUCCUCAAAUGUAUUUUAGAAACUCCAUAAAUCAGCAUUUGUUCACUCUUUUAAAAAGUGGAUCUAAUGCCUAUACAGAGAAGGUGGACAAAUAUGUACAGGUAUUUCAUAUAUUAUAGGUUAAAUAUAUAAAUCAAAAUUAUCCUGUGUAAAUUAAAUUUGGGGCCUGGGAUGGGAAUAUUUUGAAUACUAAUUUAUUUUUAAAGAUGCAAGAUAGGACUUUGUGCAAUGUAUUUUUGUAAAUGCUUUUCAAGAUUUUUGUCUUUGGUAGUGUUUCUUUUGCUGCCUCCAAAUUCACAAGAUGCUAUUGAGAUGUUUAAAUAAAGAGUUUUUAAUUUUUAAAAGUGCAUGUAAUAUUUCAAAUUAAUAAACAGUUUAUUUCUUUUCUCAGU
Molecule: messenger RNA, 4644 nt
Organism: Gracilinanus agilis (Agile Gracile Mouse Opossum)
Lineage: Eukaryota; Metazoa; Chordata; Mammalia; Didelphimorphia; Didelphidae
Gene: SUN1
Product: Sad1 and UNC84 domain containing 1
Exons: 23
Coding region: 101-2839 (912 amino acids)
Biological process (GO): nuclear envelope organization
Cellular component (GO): meiotic nuclear membrane microtubule tethering complex; nuclear envelope
Molecular function (GO): protein-membrane adaptor activity
Source: RefSeq, a predicted model, not a curated record